Molecule: messenger RNA, 3021 nt
Organism: Cladocopium goreaui
Lineage: Eukaryota; Dinophyceae; Suessiales; Symbiodiniaceae
Source: the annotation of a GenBank genome assembly
AUGCUGGUCUUUGUUUGGCGUGUGGACGUGUCUUCUUUGGAGACGCAGCCCAUGGAGAUGGACGUUGACCAGAUGGCCUUGGCGAACUGUGGGGCUGCCAUGCCUGCACCGGCCCCUGUGCAGCCUGCAGUGGUUGGUGGCGUCAUGCCUUCGGUUGCAGUGCAACACAUGCAGGCUGCACCUGUGAUGGCAGCACCUGCCCAACCUGUGGCAUUCAUGCCACCACUUGAACCUCAUCGACCUGGAGUACCCAUGCAACCUGUGGUGCCGCCAGUGGAGCUUGCCCAGCCUGUAGUUAUGCAGCCUAGCCAACCACCAGUGCCACCAACCUGUGGUGCCGCCACAGCCUGUGCUACCCAAGCAGACAGCGCAACCUGCAGUGGUGCUGCCACAGCAGACCUCUCAACCUGUGGUACCCAAGCAGCCAACCCAGCCUGUGGUUUCUCCUGUGAUGCCAAAGCAGCCUGCAGUGGCACCCCCUCAGCAGUUCCAGGCAGCACCCGGAGAUAUGGUUUCUGGACAUAUAGACGCUGCUUUGGUGCACAUGCCCCCCCGGCCGAAGCCGAGAAGCCCAAAAGUGACCUUGAGAUCGAGUUGGCAGCAAUGGGAUGGAACGCAAUGAAGUCAUGUCGACCUCAAGCUAGUCCUCAGGGCACACUUCCAAGCAAUGCUUCAGGGUCAGACAAGCCUGCAGAUGCAUUGGUACGGAAGAAAAGUCAGGUGUUUCCUGGAGAGGAUGAGCCACCUGUGCCUGCAGCUUCUGUUGGAGCCGCAGCCCUUCAUGAACCUGUGCCUGCAGCUUCUGUUGGAGCCGUUCAGCCUGUGCAGCCUGCACCUUCUGUUGGAGCCGCAGCUCCUGAAGGCAAGCUUCAGCUAGCCAUGGCACCUGCAAAGGUCCAGCAAUUUCCCGCACCCCAAGCUGCUGGAAGGGUUCAAACCGCCCAGCCCGACGGAGAGUAUACCCGCCGAGCAGCGGCGAAUUUGAUCCAGAGGCUGAAAAAAAACCCUGGGAGAUUGACGACUAUGCCAUCGCUCCAUCAGAUGGUUUUUGACGAAGAGAAGAAGAACGAGCUGAUCACCAUGAUUUGCGAGAAUGGUGGCAAGUUGGAGCAGGUGCAAUGUCAUUUGCAGCAGAUGGAGGAACGUGGUAGAGUGUUUUCUGCCAGGAAGAAAGCCUUGCGCUGGACGAAGAAGCAGAUGCAGGACGCAUAUGGAGAAGAUGCUGACAAGGUGAUGAAGCACAAGGAGUCGAUGGGCAUGGUGGAAGAGGACGAGAAUUGCCCCGAUGGCAUUGUCUAUUUAGUGGCGCAAAGGGAGGACGAAGAGGACAACUUCAGUAGAUCAGGAACUGCGGUCACCACCAGCAGGGUCCAGGUGAAUGCAAGCAAUGCUGCGGACGUUGCAGAGAUCAUGAUGGGCCCACCAAAGUCAAGCGGCAAGAGACCGUCUUCUUCAGAUGCGGGCUCAGUGCAAUCAAGCCCAACGACUCCAGCGUCCGCUCCGGGCACUCCGCUACCAGACCAGGCUCCCGCAAAAAGAGCUAAGGUGAAGAAGGCGACUGAACAGACCGUUCUCACCCCCUUGCAAAAGGCCAAGGACAUGUGCACCAAGCUUUUGAAGAAGAAGAGCGACGCAAGCAACUUGGGGUUGACUUUGCAGUCAGUUGCUUACGCGGACGCUUUGAGCGCAGAGAUGACCCAAUUUGCCAAAAAGUUUGAGGAGCUCUAUUUGAAGAUCCAAGCCAUGAUCAAUGACCAGAAGAAUGAGGAGCACUAUAUGCAUGAGGAUGAAUACAUCCCGUUGGUGAAGGAGUUCAUCGCGCUGCAGAAGCAAUUUGAAAAGCCGCAUGCAGGCUAUGGCUUCUUCUUGAAUGUGGAUGAUGUUGAUAGCGCUUUGAUCUGCAGAAUGGCAGAGCGGGUUUCUGAAGGGAAACUUUCUGUGCGUGCGGCUGCGGAGUGUGCUCAGACUUUCAUCCAUGAUGGGGGUUCAAAGGCUUUCUGCUUCUGGAAAGGCGACAUGGAAGCCCAUGCGUAUGCCCACCUUCUUACCAGAACGCAGCGCUACUACAGGUGCGCGCAAUGCUGUGAUUUUUGCCUAGCAACAAGCAACAAAAGAUCGCCAGAGCUUAGCUGGGGCAACUUGUCUUUGAAAUCUUUGUGGCGGAGCACUCUCACAUUAACAGAUCCACAUGACAUUUCGCCAUGGACACAGGUUCCGAGAUUUGAGAAGAAACGCCGAUUGCUUGAUCUCCUUCACAUAGUGCAUCUGGGGACUUUGCGUGAUCUCAUACCUGCAGCUAUUAUAAGUUCUCUGGAAGAUGGCAGUCUUCCAUUUUUUUUCGGUUUGACUGGCAAGCCUUGGGAUGAAGUUUUGCAUGCGUUCAGCCAUCUUGCAGCUGCAUGGGCCAAAGAUCAAGACAUGCAGCUUGGUAUCGGCACACUUUCAAUGGCAAGGCUUGGCCGGCCGAAGUACCGCCAUUGGCCGAUGCCUGCCUUGGAUACACGAAUCAAAGCCGCCAAGACAAGAACACUUUUCGCGUUUACAACUUGGAUGAUGGUGAGGCUUGCUGAUUCAGAUGCCCUGGACACCAAUGCCAAGAAGAUGCAUGCUAAGAUGCGUGCAGUGUGCUGUUGGUCUUUGGAUGUGCCCCUCAGCACAUGGAAUGUGAAUGGCAAAGUUGUCAUGUUGAGGGCUACAGUUAGAGAGGUCACGUGGCUUUGCAGGCUGCACUCUGCAUCCUAUCAAUGGCUGUCUGCACGCUGUUUGGCUGAGCAGCGGCUCCUUUACAAAUGCAGACCCAAGACGCAUUAUUUUGUGCAUAUGGUUGAUCAUUUUGAAGAGACUCAAAUUUGCUUGAUGCAUGCAUCGACAUUUGGAGAUGAGGAUUACAUGGGGAAAAUCCGCUGCAUAUGCCAAGGAUGCCAUGGGGCCACGUACAUGCUAACCUGGGCCCGGAGAUAUGCUUUGAAGCGAGCAUUGCAGUGGACGGAGAUGAAGCUAAGUCCCUUCGAAAAGUCUUGA